GGAGGUAUUACACUAAAAAAAAUAUAGUUUUGUGAUGUGCAAUUAUACAUUUUUAUGUGUAUUAUUAAUUUGUAUAAGUGCGUUUUCGUCGGGACAGCGAAAUCUAUAUCUACCACCUGACUUACCCCAGGACAUCAUGGUAGAUGUUAUAAAUAAUUUUGGAGUCGAGUUAUUAAAAAAACAUAACGAAUACAACGAAAACAAUCUUGCCCUGUCUCCCUACGGGGCCAUCAGCGUCCUCGUGGCUUUAAAAGAGGGAACAAGAGGUGUUGCUCAGAAUGAAAUUCAGCAAACGCUUCAUCUCCCUUACGAUCCUUCAACAGUUAGAAUAGGACUCCGAGAUGUCUUGCGUCGAUUGAAGACUUACUUUAUCCCUGAAGAAGGCUUUUUAGCAGGCUUGACAUUUAACAAUGACAAUAUCUCAUUAAAAAGCGAUUACAGAGAUCUUUUAAUGUUCUACGGAUACGAUGUUGGGUCCUUUAACAAACCCCUGUAUCCUUCCACUACUACGGAAAACACCACCGGUUCUGAUUUAUCUAGAACAACAGAGACAUCGUCAUCAACAACAACAAAAUCCACUGAAACACCUUUAGAAGAAGAAAUUGAAACCACAAUUACUACUUUUGUUCCAAUUGAAAAUAUGUUAAGAACUACGACGUUAAGUAUGACUGAAUCAACUACAGAAAUUGAACUUAGACAAAUUAGUGCAGGGAUGACACCGUCCACAACUAAAGGAAUAAACACCGCAGAAGAGGCCACAACAGUAAUUUCAACAUUAUCGCCGACCUCUGAAGAGACAACUAUUUCUACCCUAGUAACUUUUUCUUCUACUGAAUCAUUAGGAGAGCCCAGCACCCUCGACAUGGAAACAACUACUUCAUCUACAUUUUCUACAGCAUCUACUAACAGGGAAAUUGAAAGCACAAUUCUAUCGAUCACCCCCAGUGAAAUGAAUACAUUCUCGCCAAUUUCCUUAAAUUUUACCGAAAAUGCUUCCGAUUCAGUUACAUCUAGUACAUAUUUUUCUAGUACUGAAGGUGAAACAUCAAUAGAGGACAUCACUACAAUUCCUAUAACCUCGACCACUCAUAUGCCUCAACCAGAAACACCAACACCAGCAAAAUUAAAAAAACGAACUUCUUCGAAAAGAAAAAGAAGUCCGUACAGUAACACCCCCUCAAAAUAUUACUUGCCAUCCAAUACCAAUUCAGACAUUCGCCAAAAUCAACAAAGUCCUAGUAAAAUAAAUUACGAAGUCGAUCCUUCCGUUAUCUCAUUCCUAGUGGACGGAAAAACUCGAGAAACGAACAUUAGCUUUAUGACUUAUAAAGCGAUAUUACCGUAUUGUUAUAUACCCAAUUUGAAAUCUUUAGCUUUGAGUUUCCCUUUGGAUAGCGAAAAUUACUAUCUUUUGAUAAUUUUACCUUUAGACGACUGUGGGGCAGAUUUCGUGUUGGAAAGAAUCGGAUAUGAUAUCACUCUGAGAGAUAUAGUUGCAUCCUUAACAUUUACCUAUGUUAAAGCCACAAUUCCAAGUUUUAUGUUAAAAGGAACUGUAUUGUUAACCCCUACAUUACAAAAGAUGGGAAUUACAUCGGUUUUUGAACCGAAAAAAGCUGAUUUUUCGGAAAUGACAGAGGCAAAGGAAAUUUACGUGACAAAUAUCGAACAACUGAUAACAGUAAGGAUAAGAAAUUACAUUGAUCCAAACCAAUUAGAUUAUUUCGGAAACCAUUAUUAUCAACAAAAUCCUGUCUGGUUUAAAGCCGAUCAUCCUUUUUUAUAUUUCGUUAUGGACUCUCGUUUGCAUGUCUCCCUUAUGGCAGGAAAAAUUACAAAUCCUUUAAAUUCGAGAAUUAGUUAGCUCUUUUAUAAUUUUAUGUACAUUCAGUGCAUAAUUAUUUAAUUAAU
Messenger RNA from Agrilus planipennis (emerald ash borer), 1911 nucleotides. RefSeq lists its product as uncharacterized. The transcript has 5 exons. Gene Ontology annotation, molecular function: serine-type endopeptidase inhibitor activity. Lineage: Eukaryota; Metazoa; Arthropoda; Insecta; Coleoptera; Buprestidae. The coding region runs from base 35 to 1864 and encodes 609 amino acids. The record is from RefSeq and is a predicted model, not a curated record.